Messenger RNA from Penaeus monodon (black tiger shrimp), 2247 nucleotides. RefSeq names its product XK-related protein 7-like. The coding region runs from base 329 to 1804 and encodes 491 amino acids. The record is from RefSeq and is a predicted model, not a curated record. Gene Ontology annotation, biological process: apoptotic process involved in development; phosphatidylserine exposure on apoptotic cell surface; engulfment of apoptotic cell. Gene Ontology annotation, cellular component: plasma membrane. The transcript has 10 exons. NCBI's taxonomy places the organism in Eukaryota, Metazoa, Arthropoda, Malacostraca, Decapoda, Penaeidae.
AAGGCGGGUCAGUGUUGCACGAGAUCAGGUGACGGCCACCACUACGCAUUCGUUCCUUCCGAUCACCCCUUCGCCUGUUCUGUUCAUUCUCUUCCAAGUGUUCUGUUCCCGUGUCAUGCUGCCUUCCUGAGCGUGCAAUUGCAGAGUCUUCGCGCGAGGAGGAUGGUCCAACGCGACGCCACGGGAAGGACCCAGACCGAGUUGCUGAUCCUGGUGCUCCCGAUGCCAACCCAGGAGCCCGCCGAGUGAGGACAGAGCCACCGACCCACGUGGAGACCCGAGGUUUGUUUUAUCGGCCAGAUAAUGUAUCAGCGACGCAGCCAGGCAAAUGAGGUGGCGCUGGUGGGACGCGUCCGACCGUGCCCCAGUACCAGCUGACCUGUACCCCUGCGCACUAACAGGGACCCAAAAGGCGCCUCUCCACUGCGCACGGGCGACGACUGUUCUCGCUUCGCCCCACGGACACCCACCGCCACUCUACAAGAUGCUGCGCGACCCGCCCGUCCACGUCAACGCCUCCUUCGGCCUGAUGGGGGCGGUGGGCGUGGCGGUCAACAUCGUCCUCUUCGUCGUGGACAUCGUGUCCGACGCCCUCCUCGCCUACGUCCUGUGGCGCCAGGCCGUCGACGCCACGGACGAGGCGGCGAGCGAGGAGGCAAUGACCUGGUUCAUCAUCACGCUCUGCAUCAUCGUCAUCCCCAUGGUCAUCCUGAAUCUUUUCAGUCUGUUGUGGUAUUACCAGAACAAGCUGUGUCUCGGAGACUACUGCGUCCUGCACAAGAUGAGUCGAGGCCAAGCAACGGUUCGGGUCAUCCUUCACCUCCUCCUCCUCGGGCCCCUCAUCAGAUACUUAGAUAUCAUGCGAUACGGGCUGAAGAUGCAACGGGAGGUUCGCGAGGUGGAGAUGGGCGAGCACGGCGCCGUCAUGAGGAGGACGCCCAAGGGAGAGGUCCACGCGGUGCUUCAGAUGGUCAUUUCUCGGGACACGGCGAUGCUGGACAUGAUGCACAGCUUCCUGCAGGACGCGCCGCAGCUGGUCUUCCAGAUCUUCCUCCUCUACCGCAGUCCCGAGAUCAUCACGGGCACCGAUACAAACAACACCUUCACCAUCGCGGUGCAGGUGUGGAAGGUGCUGGUGGGCGUGAUGGCCAUCUCGUGGUCGCUGGUGUCCUACCAGGAUGAGCUCCGCCGCUCCGUGCCCAACAAGGAGCAGCUGUCCUGCGGCGGCACCACCACCUGCCUCUUCUGGCGCUCCGGCAUGGUCGCCUCCAGGGUCAUCGCCAUCGCCACCUUUGCCUCCAUCAUCCCUCCCGAGGAAGAAAACAACCACAGCGUGUUCUUCCCUCGCAUGACCAGCGACGGCAGGGUCUUCAUCCCGUUCGCCCUCAUCGCCGGCAUCGUGCUCUUCGUGCACUGGGUCAUCAUGACCGUCUGGAUACACGCUCAGAACACGACCUUCUGCUCUAACGACGAAGGCUCGCGGCGGCCCGUGCUGGAGCUGCUCUACAACGGCGUCAUGGGGAUCGUGCACAUCUUCUGCUACAUUAACCUGAAGGACACGCCGUCCCGCAAGAGGAUGACCUUCUUCUACACCAUCAGUUUCGCCGAGAACACCACCAUGAUCGCCGUCUGGUAUGUGGAGAUGCGGCAGGCGUACCAGCUGUGGUUCCUAGUGACGAUGGUCUUCAGCGUGGAGGCCCUGUGGAUGAUCGGCCUCUGCAGCCUGAUCGGUUACUACGCCUUCCUCCACCCCGACCACAACAGAAUCGUCUCGGGCAGGAACCAGGCGUCAUGGCGAGAGUGAACCUGCCGUGCAUGACGCUGGCAGGCACGCGCGGCUUGGACCGCUGUUGACAACCCAUUAGCCUUGCGCCUGAUUUACCUCACUAGUCAUCUCGAGUUUUGAAAUCAUCGCCGUCAUCUCCAUUCGCAAAUCAUUUACUGUAAAUUUCAUAUCACUUGCUUUUUUUGUAAUGGAGGAGUGUGAGAGAAUAUUAUAAUAUAAGGAGUCAAGGGGGCAGUGUGUGUGUGUGUGUGUGUGUGUGUGUGUGUGUGUGUGUGUGUGUGUGUGUGUGUGUGUGUGUGUGUGUGUGUAUGUGUGUGUGUGUGUGUGUGUGAGAGUGAGGAGUGAGAAAGAGAGAGAAACGCUUCUAUGCUGUAUCAUAUGCAUUUUUAUAUUUACAACUUUAUACCUGUAAUAGCACAGUUCUUGUACAUACUAUAAAUAAAAAACUUCACGAGCAAUAA